Aureobasidium vineae is the source of this 2229-nucleotide messenger RNA. The record is from the annotation of a GenBank genome assembly. NCBI's taxonomy places the organism in Eukaryota, Fungi, Ascomycota, Dothideomycetes, Dothideales, Saccotheciaceae.
AUGGCCUCUCGCGGCGCCCAGAUUGCCUUGUGGCCUUCUGCAUCGUCCGCACUCAAGCAACUGUCACGGCGGUCUGUCUCCUCGUCGACUUCCUCUCUUGUCGCUAGUGUGCUGCGUACUCAAUCUUACUCCUCGUCCGCAUCAUGCCGUCCUUCGCUCUCCGCAAUCUCUCGCACGCCACUCUCGCAGAUCCAAUCCGUCUCCCGUCAAACCCGCCCCGCCAGCAGCGUCUCGCAUAACUUGCUUGCCAGUCUUGAGAAGACAGCCAACAACAACCCUCAAAGCGCUACUGCCCAAAAUGCCUUCUACUCUGCACUGCUCCGCGCCGGUCACCACGAUAUUCUCGUCGAACGUUACGACUCCGGCCGUUAUGCUACAAGUCCCUCUGUCGAUAAUCUCUACUCUCGUGCUAUAGAAAAAGUCGGUCAAUCAGAGUCUGGCUCUGGUGCCCACUCGGAUGAAAGCGCUCAGGCUGCCGGUCAGGCUGUUGCUUCUACGGUUCGCGGUGGUAACGUCUCCGUCUCCCGUAGAGGCAGCGGUGGUAAGAAGGAACCCCUCUACGUUGUGGUUGACGAGUCCCUCGGCGCCACCAUCUUUAAAUGGGUCAAGUUUUUGAUGGUCUUUGGUGUCGCCUGCUAUCUGUCUCUGGUUGUUCUCACUCUCUUCAUUGACGCUACUGGCGUUAUCAAGAAGGUUGGUGGAGCCCAGGAUAACCAGGCAAAGCCAGAAAUGCAAAAGACUCGCUUCUCUGAUGUUCACGGCUGUGACGAGGCAAAGGAAGAACUCCAGGAACUCGUUGAAUUCCUCAAGGCUCCCGAUAAGUUCUCGACUCUUGGUGGAAAGCUGCCCAAGGGUGUUCUCCUCACUGGCCCUCCUGGUACUGGUAAAACUCUCCUCGCUCGCGCGGUCGCCGGCGAGGCUGGCGUUCCCUUCUUCUACAUGUCUGGUUCCGAAUUCGAUGAGGUCUACGUCGGUGUCGGUGCAAAGCGCGUGCGCGACCUGUUCACCCAAGCCCGUGGAAAGUCGCCUGCUAUCAUCUUCAUUGACGAGCUCGAUGCUAUUGGCAGCAAGCGUCAUGAACGUGAUGCAGCAUACGCAAAGCAAACUUUGAACCAAUUGCUUACUGAGCUCGACGGUUUCGACCAGGAUACUGGCGUCAUUAUCAUUGGUGCUACCAACUUCCCGCAAUCGCUCGACAAGGCUUUGACCAGACCUGGACGUUUCGACCGUAACGUUGUCGUUGGCCUGCCUGACGUUCGUGGUCGUAUCAGCAUUCUCAACCACCAUCUCAAGAACAUUCGCAUUGAUGGCGAGGUCGACGCUUCUGUUCUCGCUCGUGGUACUCCUGGAUUCAGUGGUGCCGAACUCGAGAACAUUGUCAAUCAGGCUGCUGUUCGCGCAUCCAAGAACAAGGCUAAGCGUGUGACCAUGGACGACUUGACUUGGGCCAAAGACAAGGUUCUUAUGGGUGCUGAACGCCGUUCUGCCGUCAUCCAGCAGAAGGACAAGGUCAUGACUGCAUACCACGAAGGUGGCCAUGCUCUUGUAGCCAUGCUUACAAAGGAAACAACCCCUCUCUACAAGGCUACCAUCAUGCCCCGUGGUCAUGCUCUCGGUUUGACUCAAAUGCUUCCCGAACUCGACAAGGUGUCAGAAACCAGAGCAGAAAUGAUGGCUCAGAUUGACGUCUGCAUGGGUGGCAAGGUCGCUGAGGAACUCAUCUACGGGCCCGAUCAAGUCACCACGGGUGCAUCCUCUGAUAUCCAAUCCGCUACUCGUAUCGCCUAUAUGAUGGUGACACAAGCCGGCAUGUCAGAGAAGCUCGGCAACGUAGACCUUAACAGUGACUACAGUCAUCUCUCAUCCGAGACGAAACAACUCAUCGAAAGCGAGGUCCGCAGACUGGUAGAAGAAGGCCGCGUGCGCGCCACCAAACUACUCAACGCCAACCGCGAAGGACUCGAACGUCUCGCGAAUGCGCUGGUCGAAUACGAGACUUUGAGCAAAGAGGAAAUGGAAGCAGCCGUACGAGGUGAGAAGCUGUCGCCGAAAAAGCCAACAGCGGACCCAGAUGUCCCUGUUAAGAACGUUCCUGAAUUCCCUCUUCCGCCAACUUUUGGUGUACCGCCCUCAAUAGGUGGAGGUAGUGGACCUGGAGGCGUACCCAGCCCUCGACCUGCUCCUGGCGGGAAUGAAGAUGGACCUUCUCCUUAUCCUACGGGUCCUUAG